UAUGAUUUGUCUACAUUUGCCUACCGAUACCCCGUGCCCCGUGAUGUGCCGAUUACGACCAUAGCUUCGUACCUGUCAAAGUUACACCCGCUUCCACCUCCGUUCCUAGAACGGUCCGCAUGCGGCCCGGGGACCGCCUUCAUCCCUUGAAAUAGCUUGAACACGCUGCAAACCCGCUGAUUUUUGUUAAUUGGGGUUCCAUACCUGCGACAUGCUCUUUUCUCCCACCUCCCUCUUCCUGGCGGGGCUGGCCGCAGUUCAGACGGGUUCAGUUCUCGCGCAGGGGCACACGGACCUUCACGAAGAAGGCCGGUGCGCAAUUCGAGGGAAUUGUGGGAAGAAGUCAUUUUUCGGAGGAGAAUUGCCAUGUCCCGACAAUGGUCUUGCCAGGGAACCCGAGGAGAAAGUACGAGAUAAGCUAGUGUCGCUCUGUGGUGAUAAAUGGAAGCAUGGACCGGUCUGCUGCGAAGAUGAGCAGAUUGAUGCCUUGUCAAAGAACCUUAAUCUCGCUCAAGGAAUUAUCGCAUCAUGUCCUGCUUGCAAAGAGAAUUUCUUCAACAUCUUUUGCACUUUUACGUGUUCACCCGACCAAUCAUUGUUUAUAAAUGUUACUCAGACAGAAGAGGUUCGGGGAAAGCUGCUGGUCACCGAACUGGAUAACUUGUGGUCAGAGAAAUACCAGAGCGGCUUCUACGAUAGCUGCAAGGAUGUUAAGAAUGGCGCCUCUGGAGGGAAGGCAAUGGACUUCAUUGGCGGUGGUGCCAAGAAUUACGUCCAUUUUUUGAAAUUCCUGGGUGACAAAAAGUUGCUGGGCAGUCCAUUCCAGAUCAACUUCAUCACCGAGCCGAGAAAUCCCAUGCAUGACGGGAUGCGAGCGUUGCCAGAAAUUCCAAAAGCAUGCAACGACUCCGAUGGCGCGUUUAGAUGUUCCUGUGUUGACUGUCCAGCCGUUUGCCCCCAGCUGCCGGCCCUAGCGACAGAAACCUACUGCCAUGUUGGCUACCUUCCAUGCUUUUCUUUUGCCGUUAUCGUCAUCUACUCUGUGGGUCUUGUGCUUUUAGUAUCGGGCAUUCUAGCUCGGAUCGCAUUCCGAAAACACCGUGAGCGGAAGAUUGAAAGAGUGAGAUUGCUUCAAGACGCAAGUCCUAGUGAUGAGGAAGACGAAGGCGAUAUAAUCGAAAAUGCAGGCUCACUCACUCGUCCAACGAGAAAUUAUCGGGUGAACGCCACUCUAGAUAAAGUAUUUAGCCGUCUAGGGCGUUUUUGCGCAAGGUUCCCCGCCUUAACCAUUGUCACAAGCUUUCUCAUCGUUGGACUCAUGAGCUUAGGCUGGCUGCGUUUCUCAGUGGAGAAAGAUCCUGUCAGGCUUUGGGUCAGUCCAACAUCGGAAGCUGCUAGAGAAAAGCAAUAUUUCGAUUCGAACUUUGGACCGUUUUAUCGAGCGGAGCAGGCCUUCCUUGUGAAUGACGGCCCUGGUUCAGUGUUGAGCUAUGAGACUCUAAGCUGGUGGUUUGACGUGGAGAAUCGAGUCAGGCGCAUGAUAUCCUUGAAUAAUGGCCUCUCGCUAGAAGAUGUCUGUUUCAAUCCAACUGGCAAUGCUUGCGUUGUUCAGUCCGUUACGGGCUAUUUCGGAGGGUCAUUUGCCAAUGUUGACCCCAAUAAUUGGCAGAAGCAACUGAAACAUUGCACAGAAUCCCCAGGAUCGCGUGACUGUCUUCCUGAUUUCCAACAGCCCUUAAGCCCCAAUAUGAUUCUCGGAGGUUAUGAUGAUACCGGGGAUGUAUUGGAUGCAAAAGCUUUGAUAGUUACUUGGGUUGUCAACAACCAUGAGCAAGGAACAAAAGAGGAAGCGAACGCGAUUGAUUGGGAAGACAGUAUCAAACGUGUGUUGCAAGUGGUUCAGGAAGAAGCAACAGAGAGAGGCCUACGAGUGUCUUUCAACACCGAAAUUAGUCUUGAGCAGGAGUUGAACAAGUCUACAAAUACUGAUGCCAGGAUCGUGGUUAUCAGUUACGUUAUCAUGUUCGUCUAUGCAUCUUUGGCCUUGAGCUCGACAACUAUAACCUGGAAAUCCUUAUUCAGAAAUCCGGCCAAUGUUCUGGUACAAUCCAAAUUCACACUCGGGAUUAUCGGGAUCCUUAUUGUCCUGAUGUCCGUUUCUGCGUCUGUUGGCUUGUUUGCGGCUCUUGGGGUUAAGGUGACGCUUAUUAUCGCCGAAGUGAUACCAUUCCUCGUCCUUGCAGUUGGUGUCGAUAACAUUUUCCUCAUCGUCCACGAAUUCGAGAGAGUGAAUUUAAGCCAUCCCGAGGAAGAACUUGAUGAACGGAUCGCAAAGGCUCUUGGAAGGAUGGGGCCUAGUAUUCUCUUAUCGGCCGCUACAGAAACCAUUGCCUUUGCAAUGGGUGUCUUUGUGGGGAUGCCCGCUGUGAAAAAUUUUGCUAUAUAUGCCGCUGGUGCCGUUUUCAUCAAUGCACUAUUACAAGUCACGAUGUUUAUAUCGCUUCUCUGCCUUAACCAAAGACGUGUUGAGAGCCUUCGGGUGGAUUGUUUCCCGUGCCUAACUGUACGAAAGGCAACAGUCACCGCCAUUCCGGGGAGCCAGCCGUUUGAUCAUGGAGAAGAAGGGAUCAUUGAUUGGUUUAUUCGAAGGAUCUACGCCCCGAAGCUGUUGAGUAAACCGGCCAGAGGCUUAGUUUUAUUGGUAUUUUCGGGUCUGUUCGCAGCUGGGCUCGCGCUGCUGCCCACCAUGAAACUCGGCUUGGACCAACGUAUCGCUAUUCCUAGCGACUCGUAUUUGAUCUCAUACUUUAAUGACCUGUAUGAUUACUUCGACACCGGACCACCAGUCUAUUUCGUGACAAGGGGCGUUAACGUGACGGAGAGACAUCACCAACAACAACUGUGCGGUAGAUUUUCGACUUGCGAUGAUUUUUCGUUGGGAUUUGUUCUCGAGCAAGAAUCCAAAAGAUCGAAUGUUUCAUACAUCUCUGGUGCUGCUGCAAGCUGGAUUGACGACUUCUUUUACUGGUUAAACCCGCAAAAGGAUUGCUGCGUUGAAGAUGGGAAGAUCUGUUUCGAGGAUAGGCAACCGCCGUGGAAUAUAUCUUUAUCCGGCAUGCCAGAAGGUGCAGAAUUUGUGCACUAUGCAAAAAAAUGGAUCCACUCUCCGACCACUGCAUCGUGCCCUCUCGGCGGCAGGGCGCCGUACAGCAACGCGUUAGUCAUAGAUUCCAAGCACAUCACCACUAAUGCCAGCCAUUUCCGGAGCUCCCAUACUCCGUUGCGCAGCCAGGCGGACUUCAUUAAUGCCUAUGCUUCAGCUCGUCGGAUCGCCAACGAUAUAUCCUCGAGACAUGACAUCGACGUCUUCCCCUACUCUAAAUUUUAUAUUUUCUUUGACCAGUACAUGUCGGUGGUGCGUCUCACAGCCACGUUGCUCGGGUCUGCAAUAACCAUAAUCUUCCUUGUGACAUCACUUCUCUUAGGCUCUUUAGCCACCGGAGCAGUUGUGACGGUCACCGUCAUCAUGAUGAUCGUGGACAUCAUGGGCACAAUGGCCGUGGCCGGAGUUUCUCUAAACGCAGUCUCACUUGUGAAUCUGAUCAUUUGUGUCGGGAUCGGCAUCGAGUUCUGUGCACAUGUUGCUCGAGCCUUUAUGUUCCCCUCAGCAUCGUUACUUGAAAAGGCUCAAAGUAAGUUCCGUCAACGGACGGCCCGUGCUUGGGCCGCGUUGGUGAAUGUUGGCGGAAGUGUUUUUAGCGGCAUCACGUUGACCAAACUUGUCGGAGUUUGCGUACUUGCCUUUACACGGAGUAAAAUCUUUGAAAUUUAUUAUUUCCGUGUGUGGCUAGCCCUGAUUAUCUUUGCUGCAACUCACGGCCUUAUUUUCCUCCCAGUGGCGCUUAGCUUCUUCGGAGGCGAAGGAUAUAUUAACCCGGAGUCGGACGGCGGCCUUGAAGAGGACCUGGCUGCGCGCAGAUACCGCUCCCUAUUGCCCGACAAUGACUACGAUUCUGAUGAUUAUUGA
Coccidioides immitis RS is the source of this 4027-nucleotide messenger RNA. Its product is annotated as niemann-Pick C type protein family. The transcript is spliced from 3 exons. The record is from RefSeq and is a predicted model, not a curated record. Gene Ontology annotation, cellular component: membrane. The coding region runs from base 212 to 4027 and encodes 1271 amino acids. Lineage: Eukaryota; Fungi; Ascomycota; Eurotiomycetes; Onygenales; Onygenaceae.